UGAUACAUUAAUCUGAACCCUCAGUGCUGGUGCAACGUUGUUGUCAAUUCACCUUCGCGGUACUGACUCCCCUUAGAUCCCAAAUCUUGCUUUCCUCCAAACUCCCUCGUCUCCUUCGAAAAAAUACGCGCGUACUAGAUACACCAACUGCCAGGAUGCAUACACCUUCGCUCUUCGUUGCCUCUGUGGCUGUAUUUUCUGCAUUAACCAGUGCUGAGCAGCAACAACAACGGCCCAGAUUUUACUUUCCGCGGGCAAUCAGGCGGCCUUCAACUGAAUUCCAAAACACGACGAUUACAACGCCUCCUCCACAAGGCACUGCAAGUGAAACUCCACAAGAUGUCAUCUCAUCGUCUUCAACGAAGCGGUCGUUGUCGGAUAUUUUUGCUAGGCUUUCAUCUUCGUCGGAUGGGGGUGCAGGGACAACGGGCGAUAUCUUGGCCGGCCUUCUAGAUCCGUCAUCACCUACGACUCCUGCUGUAAGGACGGUGGUGAUCUCUCAGACGACAACUGUAGGAAUAGGUGGUCCAACACCCGUUGCGUCUCCAAGUUCGCCUGGUACGGGUUCGAAUAACUUUGGCAUCCUUGGGAGUCAGCCGGACCCAUUGACUUCUGCUUCCUCAGCUGCUUCGAGCGGUGCCGUUCCCGUGGUUGUUAUCCCACCGACUGUUGCAACCCCGGACGGUGUUCUAGCUGCUACAGUUGACCAUCCGUCUUCCUCGACACCUUCCGCCAGUGGGAUUACUUUUGGGCCAGGUGGAAUUUUGACUGGAGGGACCACGACAAGCUCUUCGAGCCCAGAUCCAAGCACACCGACUACGCCUGGUGUAACAUUCUCUGGACCCGGAGGAUCGUCACCCACUGCUGCAGCUUCAAGCUCGACUUCCACCCCGGAGUCUUCGACCCCAGCCGGAAUUUUACCUCUCAGCAACAUCCUGUCAGGCGUUCAGGACCCGACGAACCCAACCCCAACUCCAACUCCAACCCCUACUCCCACGCCUACGCCUACACCUACGCCCACGCCCUCACCAGACGUAACACCAGCUGACCCGGCUUCGCCAUCCUCUCCUGCUGCAGCAACAACCACCCCCCAUGCGCUCCAAGUACCCCCGUUGUGGUCCCGACUCCCACAUCGCCGCCAGUUAUCACGCCUUCCCCAACUGAUAUCUCGAGUCCUACGUCUCCACCGGUUGUGAUAACUCCUACCCUGUCGUUCAACACGACUGCAACCCCUCCAAGUCCACCGACCACAUCGUCGGAGAUCGUUACAACACCUACGAUAAGCGCAACCCCGCCGUCUUUGCCGACAUCUUCGCCAGUUGUAUCGCUGAAUGGAACGACAACAACUCCAGUCUCACCACUUAAUUCCACCGUGGCAACCCCAUCAAG
Messenger RNA from Hyaloscypha bicolor E, 1389 nucleotides. RefSeq lists its product as uncharacterized. The record is from RefSeq and is a predicted model, not a curated record. The coding region runs from base 156 to 1196 and encodes 346 amino acids. Lineage: Eukaryota; Fungi; Ascomycota; Leotiomycetes; Helotiales; Hyaloscyphaceae. The transcript is spliced from 3 exons.